Molecule: messenger RNA, 1128 nt
Organism: Lycium ferocissimum
Lineage: Eukaryota; Viridiplantae; Streptophyta; Magnoliopsida; Solanales; Solanaceae
Product: nicotinamide/nicotinic acid mononucleotide adenylyltransferase
Exons: 10
Coding region: 171-923 (250 amino acids)
Biological process (GO): NAD+ biosynthetic process
Molecular function (GO): nicotinamide-nucleotide adenylyltransferase activity; nicotinate-nucleotide adenylyltransferase activity
Source: RefSeq, a predicted model, not a curated record
UGGACUUCACUUUCCCUGUUUGUUCAUUGCUCUUAAUUGCAAACUAAACCCAAUAACGAAAACUCUCAUUUGAAUUCAAUUCGGCAACUUAAUCAAUUAUUGGAAGCAAUCAUAUUUGUUAAGACACAACCAGUGUUCAAUUUGUAUCGAAAAUACUCUUCACCAGCAACAUGUCUAGCAAGACUGAUAUUGCUUUACCGAUGGAUAAGUUGUCUUUGGAUUUAACAAAGCAAGUGGAGGGGCCAAAAAGUCCUGAAAGGAAGAAAAGGACAUAUGUAGUUCUUGUAUCAACAGGAAGUUUCAAUCCUCCAACUUAUAUGCACAUGCGUUGUUUUGAGUUGGCAAGAGAUGCGUUGACAUCAGAAGGGUUUUGUGUGAUUGGAGGUUACAUGUCACCAGUAAAUGAUGCAUAUAAGAAGAAGUGUCUUAUAUCUGCUGAGCAUCGUGUUGCAAUGUGCCAGUUAGCCUGUAAAAGCUCAGAAUUCGUUAUGACUGAUCCCUGGGAGGCAAGUCAGGAUAGCUAUCAACGAACAUUGACAGUUCUCUCCAGAAUAAAAACCGCUAUCAGUGGUGGAAAUUUGGCAUCCACUGACCUCAUGGUCAUGCUUGUAUGUGGUUCUGAUCUGCUAGAAUCUUUCAGCACACCUGGAGUUUGGUUACCUGAGCAGGUCAGGAGCAUAUGUAGAGACUUUGGCUUGGUUUGUGUUCGGAGAGGUGGUCAGGAUGUUGAAAGGAUCAUUGCUUGUGAUGAUAUUUUGAAUGAAUAUAAGAAGAAUAUCCGAGUUGUGGAUGAAGUAGUGCCAAAUGGAAUCAGUUCAACGGGACUAAGGGACUGCAUCUCAAAAGACUUGUCAGUGAAGUACUUGACAGCCGAUGAAGUGAUCAAUUAUAUCAAACAACACAACCUUUACAGAGGGCAAUGAUCUGACAACUGAAUCAGUAGUUUCCUUUUUUUUGUUUUUUGUUUUUGUUUUUUUGUGUGUGUGUGUGUGUGAAAUAAGUGCCAAGGACAGAUUCUCCAGCCUGCUAAGGGAGAUCAUUGUUUCAUGUGAUUAAGUGAACACAAAAACCUCAAGAUUUCAUUACGAACUGCAUCUAUAUAUGAAGCAGACAAACUUUAUUGAUUGA